AUGGCUACAUCUUCUACUAUUGUUCACAAUGUUUAUCUACCUGCUGAUGCAAUUCCAACUGCUGAAACAAGAAUCAAGCUUGCAGAUCGUAUUUUGAUUUCUCCUCUCGUGCUGGGUACUUGGGCCUGGGGUGAUACACGUAUUUGGAAUUGGACUCCUGAAUCAGAUCCAAAAGCCAAGGACGCAUUUGACAUUUCGAUAUCUAAGGGAAUCAACACGUUUGAUACCGCUGAAGGUUAUGGCAAUGGAGAAAGUGAACGUUGUAUUGCUCGCUACAAGGAAAAUCAUCCAGCUGCUACAGAUAUUGUGAUUGCUACAAAGUUUUUUCCUACUCCUUUCAAGUUAUUCUAUCCAUCUUCACUCAUUAGUGCUCUUCGAGAAAGUCUUGCAAGAUUGAAGGUGGAAUGCGUCGAUCUUUAUCAAAUUCAUGGUCCCAUUCAUCUUCGUUCCAUCGAAGUCAUUGGUGAUGCAUUAGCUGAAGCUGUCAAACUUGGCCUCACUAAGACUGUUGGCGUUUCGAAUUAUUCAACAGCAGAAAUGAUCAGAAUGUACGAUUGUUUACAAAAGCAUGGCAUUCAACUUGCAUCAAAUCAAGUCGAAUAUUCGCUUAUUCGACGAUUGCCAGAGACAUCUGGUCAUAUUGCUGAAUGUCAUAAACGAGGUGUUGCCGUUCUAGGCUACUGUCCACUUGGCAUGGGUGGUUUAACAGGUAAAUACUCGAGAGCGAAUCCACCUCCUGGCAACCGUAAAUGCUCGAGAAUCAACAUGGAUGAAUUGGAACCACUAUUAGAAACGAUGCGAAGUAUUGCCACCAAACGCAAUGUUAGCGUUUCAUCCAUUGCGCUCAAUUAUGUGAUAUGCAAAGGCGUGAUUCCACUUGGUGGAGCUAAAGACGGAAAUCAAGCGGAACAAAAUGCCGAAUGUUUGGGAUGGCGCUUGACCAAUGAAGAAAUCACAGAAUUGGAAAAUCAUCCUAUCAAUCGACAACCAACAUUCUUCGAAAGUAUAUGGCAACAUGGAUGA
Rotaria sordida is the source of this 1023-nucleotide messenger RNA. The record is from the annotation of a GenBank genome assembly. Lineage: Eukaryota; Metazoa; Rotifera; Eurotatoria; Philodinida; Philodinidae.